This is a messenger RNA of Planococcus citri (citrus mealybug), 1284 nucleotides long. RefSeq lists its product as uncharacterized. Gene Ontology annotation, biological process: septate junction assembly. Gene Ontology annotation, cellular component: plasma membrane. The coding region runs from base 184 to 576 and encodes 130 amino acids. The transcript has 4 exons. The record is from RefSeq and is a predicted model, not a curated record. NCBI's taxonomy places the organism in Eukaryota, Metazoa, Arthropoda, Insecta, Hemiptera, Pseudococcidae.
GUGGGAACAGUCGUUACUUGCGUCAAGGAUAUGCACAAUAAAUGAACGCAAGUUCGAAACAUCGAGACAAACGACCAGUUAAUCAUAUUUUUGUUUUCGUACUGGUGAUCAGUUCGUUGCUCGCAUUUACUUCGUGAUAUAUUUUUUGUGAUUAUCGGUGUAUAAACAACACAUAAAAUCAAAAUGGCAUUCAGCAGACUAACUUUGAUCAAAUUCAUAGAAUUGGUGUUGGUGAUAGCAUGUGUCGUCUUACACUACAAUUCUAUGGAAGCUGGCGACAACUUCCAUUUGUUCUUCACAUCUGCGGUAUUCGGUGGUUAUUUGAUCAUUAUGAUCGGUCUAGUUCUAGGAUUUUUUGUCGAUACAGCUUUUGGAAAACGAGUUGACUUAUAUUUCACAAUACUUGGUGGUUUGUUAUUCAUAAGCGCUGGUAUCAUGACUUACAACCACUUUUCUGGCAGACCAAAGCUGUUGGAAACUGAAACCUCGAGAUAUGGUAUGAUGAAAGCAUGGGCUUCAAUCAUCGCCGGAGUAAUAUUUUUCGUCGAUGGUGUUUUCACUUUCCGAGCGGAAUAAUCUUUCGAGCAUUUGAUAAUUUUUAAGUUGUUACUACUUAACAUCGAAAUAUUUAAGAUCAUUUAUGUGUCUCAAGAAUAUGUGAGUAAUAUGAAUAGGUAUAUCCACCGAAAUAUAUAAGUAUGUAUUCAUUCUAUACAAAAAGUCAUUUACAAUUACGAUAAACGACACAGUCACCUGGUUAUUACUUACACAUUCUACCUACAAUUUUGAAAUGUUAUCGUAACUGUAAGUCAUUCAUUUAUUUUUUUUUUGCAAUUUUACAGAUAUGAGAAAAAAAUCAUAAAGCAAUAAAAUCCAUUUAAAUACCUCAUUGUACGUAAGUACAUAUGUAUUUGCCGUGAAAAUUACCAAAGCAUUUCUUUUUUGUUUUCAAAUAAAUUUUUCAUGUGUUUUAUUAAGUUAGUUUAAGUUAUUAUUUUAGAAUGUUAAUUAUUUAAUUUUAUACCAAUUUUCGUAAAAAUUCCAGUUUUUUAAUGCAAUUUUUUACUUGCUCGCGUAUUUUUUUUUUUUUUUUUUUUUUUGAAAAAAAUGAACGUAAUUGUUAACAAUGUUUGAUAUCUACAUGAUGUAUUUGUGUAUGAUUAUCUAUAUUUUUGAGAAAGCAUUUUCGUACUCGACUUUUAUGACAUUUUAUGGAAUACAAAAUAUUCUAGGUACGUUUCCUACUUUUAUACAUGCUAAAAAUAAAUAAAGUAUUUCCAUCUA